AUGUUGUAUUUCCAUCCCUCCCUGCUGCUGCAUCCCUCGUCCUCCUCCCAGCUGCUGCAUCCCUCCUCCUCCCUGCAGCCGCAUCUCAAAUCCUCCUCCCUGCUGCUGCAAUUCAGCUCCUCCCCCCUGCUGCUGCAAUUCAGCUCCUCCCCCCUACUGCUGCAAUUCAGCUCCUCCCCCCUGCUGCUGCAUUCCUCCUCCUCCUCCUCCUCCUCCUCCUCCUCCUCCUCCUCCUCCUCCUCCUCCUCCUCCCCCCUGCUGUUGCAUCCCUCCUCCUCCUCUCUGCUGCUGCAUCCCUCCUCCUCCCCUCUGCUGCUGUACCCUCACUCCUCCCCCUUGCUGCUGCAUUCCUACUCCUCCACCCUGCUGCUGCAUCCCAACUCCUCCCCUCUGCUGCUGCAUCCCUCCUCCUCCUCUCUGCUGCUGCAUCCCUCGUCCUCCCCUCCGCUGCUGCAUCCCUCGUCCUCCCCCCUGCUGCUGCAUCCCCUCUCCUCCCCCCUGCUGCUGCAUCCCCUCUCCUCCUCCCAGCUACUGCAUCCCCUCUCCUCCUCCCUGCUGCUGCAUCCCCUCUCCUCCUCCCUGCCAGGGCAUCCCCACAAACCUAAAACGCUGCAUAUCUGCUCCCAUGCUCUUGAAUCCCCAAUCUUCCCCCUUGCUGCUGCAUCCUAUCUUCUCCCCCAUGUUGGUGUGUCCCCACACCCCCCUCCUGAUGCAUCCCCACAACCCUCCCCCUUUGUGGCCUACCCGUUUGCUGCCGUCUCAUGUUACCCCUCCCUCUCUGCUGUCGAGGUUCUGCUCUCCCACGCCCACGCCUCCCUGCACCACUCCCUCGAGGGGAUAAUUGAGAUCUAUGUUCUUCAUUGUCCACCCCGUUCUCGUCCUCACUUCUAA
Messenger RNA from Closterium sp. Naga37s-1, 891 nucleotides. The record is from the annotation of a GenBank genome assembly. NCBI's taxonomy places the organism in Eukaryota, Viridiplantae, Streptophyta, Zygnematophyceae, Desmidiales, Closteriaceae.